AUGGCAGCAACUCCUGAACACAGAUUCAGGCCAGGUUGCCGCAUCAUUUUCGAAAGAAAGGAAAAAAGCCCACCGCUAUCUGAGUUGCUCUUCGCAGCCCUUGAGAGACUCCAAAACAGGCCUGAGGAACUUGUGCGCGCCCGAGCCCGAUUCGACAGGUCCCCUGGUGCCUCUUCGUCAACACCAUGUUCCUGCACUGCCAGCACUGCCAGCAUCGCCAGCACCCCAGAACCCUGGCCUGAAUUCGACGAAGCCCACGAAUUUGAAAGACAUUUUGAGCUCCUUAAAUCAUCACCUUGCCAUCAGUUCCAUUACCAGGCAAAUAGGGAGCACGUACGGAUCAUUGAGCAGUCCAUUCGGAGUAUGGAUCGGCGCAAAGAAACGUUGCCGUAUGAUGGUGGAGAUCUUUCUGACAACGCAGCACGGAAUAUCAUGAACAACUGGAUUGAGCAAGGUAUCUGGAAUGACACAUGGACCACAGACUGUGUGGGGGUCGUUUGGAAGCACGAGGAGGAACCUCCUGCCACUGCUCCUCCUCUGCUCUGUACAAGGGAGGGGGAGCCGGUGACUGAAGAACAACGGGCUACACACGCACAGGAAGCUGCGGCAUCUCGCCCCCACCCACAGUUUCUCUACCAGAUCUCUAAAGAACGCAAGUGGCUUGAAGAUGAGUUGUCCACGAGCCUUAAUGAUAUUGACCAGGUUGCGUACCAAAAUGUCAAAGAAAGUUGGGUCAAGCAGAAGAUCUGGAAUCCCGAAUGGACUGAGAUGCCAGGAGACACGUGGAUGCACGAAAGGCUUGGUAUAGACAAAACACAGAGUUUGUUCCGCACAGGGGCUUUUCAGGACAUGUUUCCUCCCUGUGUUGAAGUUAUUUUGGUCGGCAGCGACGACAACAACAUGUACCAAGAGAUGAACAGUGGUUUGUCUCUUCUCUCUGGUGCGGGACCCUGCACAGAGCAUGUCCCUUCAAGAAGCGAAGGCCAGCAAGCAGGCGAGGGCGAAGCAGGUUUCAAUGUUGAUGACGGUGGUAGCCUGGUGACGAUGAAACCUGAAACGUUGACCCAUCAGCUGAGACUUGGACCCGGCUCUGGAAAUCAGGAUGCCAGCACCUCACCUUGGUCGGGGCGGCUUCGACAAUGCAAACGAGUUGACUACAACGAGAACGCGGCGUCAUUGGGGAUGCACCAGCCGAGUCCAGAUGUGACACUUCCCCGACAGAAGAAGUCCAACCCUGACGUCGCCGCCCACCACGAUCCCGAAGAAGGAGUUUCCAGUGGCACAACCACCUUUGCGAUUAAAGUUAAAAAGAAGUCACUUCAGGCGAAAAAGCACAUCUCUAGGCAAACUGUCGAGAAGACUUCCUCUGCUGGUGCCGGUGCUCCCAAAACUCUUGCGCCAAAGGUGAGAAGUGAUCAUGGAGGACGAGAUAGUCUUCGGGUUACAAAGCGACGCAGAACAGACGAGGCCACACGUUUUGACCCUAAUUCACCUGCCUCUACACUACGAUCUAAGAGACCUCAGGGUCUCAAGAAAGGUCAAGCCAAAUGA
Molecule: messenger RNA, 1551 nt
Organism: Fonsecaea pedrosoi CBS 271.37
Lineage: Eukaryota; Fungi; Ascomycota; Eurotiomycetes; Chaetothyriales; Herpotrichiellaceae
Exons: 1
Coding region: 1-1551 (516 amino acids)
Source: RefSeq, a predicted model, not a curated record